This is a messenger RNA of Brachypodium distachyon (stiff brome), 3368 nucleotides long. RefSeq names its product suppressor of RPS4-RLD 1. The record is from RefSeq and is a predicted model, not a curated record. The coding region runs from base 68 to 3076 and encodes 1002 amino acids. Gene Ontology annotation, molecular function: protein binding. Lineage: Eukaryota; Viridiplantae; Streptophyta; Magnoliopsida; Poales; Poaceae. The transcript is spliced from 23 exons. Gene Ontology annotation, biological process: negative regulation of DNA-templated transcription.
UCCAAUUCUCAAAUCCUCAUCCGCUCGUUCCCCACACCUCCGGCGACCGAUCGCCUCCGCCGCCGCCAUGGGCUCCGACCGCGGGGAGCUCGCGCGCCUCUGCAGCGGCCGCAACUGGUCCAAGGCCAUCCGCCUCCUCGACGCCCUCCUCGCCCGCUCCCCCUCCUCCAUCCACGACCUCUGCAACCGGGCCUUCUGCUACUCCCAGCUCGAGCUCCACAAGCACGUCGUCAAGGACUGCGACCGCGCCCUGCAGCUCGACCCCACGCUGCUCCAUGCCUACGUCCUCAAAGGCAAGGCACUGUGCGCAUUAGGGAAGAAAGAGGAAGCUUUGGUUGCUUGGGACCAAGGACAUGGAAUUGCUGCCCGCGACACAAUUGACCUGAAGCAGCUGCUUGAGUUGGAAGAAUUAGUUUCUUCUGUUAAAAUUUGCGAGACGGUUGAACGUGAAGGCGUUGUGGAUUUAUCACCAUGUGAUACCAAAGUUGUUAUCUCAGAAGAUUGUGUUGCAGCCACAACAACUGAUACAAAAUCUGUUGUCUGUGAAGAUAACAUUGAAAACUCCAAAGAUUCAUCAAAUGGUGAUAUGACAUUACCUAAUAGCUGUAAAGACCAUAAAGAUUCUAGCAGUCCAGCAAAUGACGCCACAGGGACACAUCCAAAUCCCAAGAAAACUUCGAAGUUAGAUAAGAAAAAUAAAGCAAAAGGAAAGAAGGAAAUAAUUGUCCACUCGGAAGAUGUGGAAGAGAGAAGAAGUUUGGGUGAAACUAUAGCACUAGAUGAAGCAUUAUUUGGUACGAAAGUAUCAAAAUCAUCCAAAUCAAUAAGUUUGGAUUUCCGACUUUCCCGAGGCAUUGCACAGGUAAACGAAGGAAGGUACGACCAAGCUAUAUCCAUUUUUGAUCAGAUACUGCGGGAAACUCCAACAUAUCCGGAGGCACUGAUUGGGAGAGGGACAGCAUAUGCAUUUCAAAGAGAAUUGGACUCUGCUAUUUCUGACUUCACCAAGGCUAUACAAUCAAACCCAUUAGCUGGGGAGGCAUGGAAGCGUCGGGGGCAAGCACGCGCUGCUUUAGGAGAGUUCGUUGAGGCUAUUGAAGACUUGACUAAAGCAUUGGAAUUCGAGCCAGAUUCUCCUGAUAUUUUACACGAAAGGGGAAUUGUGAGCUUCAAAUUCAAGGACUACAAUUCCGCAGUCGAAGAUCUCUCAACAUGUGUGAAGCGUGACAAGAAGAACAGUUCUGCACACACUUAUUUAGGUCUUACUCUUUCAGCAGUGGGAGAGUACAAACGUGCUGAAGACGAGCAUCUCCUUGGUAUAAAAUAUGAUGGAAGUUUCCUUGACAGUUGGGCUCAUCUUUCUCAGCUUUAUCUUGAUUUGGCUUAUCCAGAGAAGAUGUUGAAUAACCUUGAGAAAGUUCUUCAAAUUGAUUCGAGGUUUUCCAAAGCAUACCAUCUACGUGGAAUUCUUUACCAUGGGAUGGGUAGGCAUAGGAGUGCUAUUAAAGAAUUAUCAAUUGCUUUGACAUAUGAUAGUUCAAGUAUUGAGUGCCUAUACUUGCGUGCCUCUUGCCACCAUGCUGUUGGAGAAUAUAAGGCUGCGAUCAAAGAUUAUGAUGACGUACUUGAUCUGGAGCUUGAUUCCAUGGAUAAAUUUGUGCUGCAAUGUUUGGCCUUCUAUCAGAAGGAAAUGGCUCUAUAUACCGCUUCAAAGGCCAAUUUAGAGUUCUCUCAGUUCAACAUUGAUGAUGAUGUUGACGCACUAUUCAAGGAAUAUUGGUGCAAACGACUGCACCCGAAAAAUGUGGCUGAAAAGGUUUAUCGCCAACCACCAUUACGGAUCUCACUGAGAAGUGGACGCCUUAACAAGCAAGACUUCAAGUUCACAAAGCAUCAAACAAGUCUUCUCCUAGCUGCGGAUUCAAUUGGGAAGAAGAUUCAGUAUGAUUGCCGCGGCUUUUUGCCAAAUCAACGUCAGUACCGCAUGGCUGGGUUAGCUGCUAUUGAGAUUGCCCAGAAAGUUUCCAAGGCUUGGCGCUUUCUGAGAAAUCCAAAGAACAGUGCGAAGUUAGUCAGGAGAAGGGAUAAGCUUAACUUGAGCGUAAACAGGGGAGGUUAUUGUAGCACCAGUACUUUAGCUGGAUCUCCAACAUCUAGUCCAAGUGAGGAAAAGGUUUCCUCUGGGAUUUCUCUCUCCUGGCAGGAUGUAUAUAAUAUAGCUGUGAAGUGGAGACAGAUAUCUGAACCUUGUGAUCCAGUUGUUUGGGUCAAUAAGCUAAGUGAAGAGUUCAAUUCUGGAUUUGGCUCUCACACCCCACUGCUUCUUGGUCAAGCGAAAAUUGUUCGCUAUUAUCCAUAUUACCUAAGAACUCUGGAAGCUGCGAAAGCCAUUAUGCUUGACUUGAAGUAUGUCAAUAAUGCGGAGGAUCGUGCAAUUUUUCUUACGGAUAUUGAAAAGUUGAAAAAGAUAGAAGUUGCAUCAUCAUGCUCGGAUUUGUACAAUAUAGUUGGUGAGACCUACUGGGUUGCUACUAGAUGCGACAGUAUCGCAUUUCAGGGGAGGCGUCUUGAAGGGACAAGAAUUACCACUCAAAACGUGGGCAAAACAGGAUUUGACUUCGCAAUCCGAACUCCUUGCACACCAUCUAGAUGGGAGGAAUAUCAGGAAGAAAUGACUGCUGCUUGGGAGGCCAUUUGUGAGAUAUAUUGUAGUGACCCGAACCCUACGCGCGACUCCAAUGCACUUGAUGCUGUGAAGGCGGCAAUAUUGCGCAUGACAUAUUACUGGUACAACUUCAUGCCACUCUCAAGAGGCACAUCGGCUGUCGGCUACGUGGUGCUGCUCGGCUUAUUCCUGGCUGCAGGCAUGGAUAUAACAGCGAGCAUCCCUCCAGGGGUUCAGGUGGACUGGGAGGCGCUGCUGUCCUCGGACCCGGACACCUUUGUCGAUGCCGUCAAGCCCUGGCUGUACCCAUCCGUAAAGAUGAGCAAGAGCUUGAAAGACUACGCGGACAUCAGCGUCGCUUUCGGCACGACGGGGUCGGUCAUAGCUGCCCUGACUUCUGUCGACACCUGAGCUUAUGAACGGUUCUCACCAAAUGUUAUAGGUCGAUCCAGUUGUUAAUUGUAACAAUUUUCUUUGUUUCACCAUAUGCAUAAAUUUCCCGCGGUUUGCUUUCUUUCGAUCUGCAGUGCUUGGAAGGGUUGUGUGCACAAGCAUCAUGUGCUGCGAUCAGUGUUGUAACUUUAACAAUAAGCCCAUCGUUUUUUUUUCCAUUGGAACAAAUAGUUCUUUGUAACAACAAGAAUAAUUGUAAUUGCAUGUAACAUUUUCUUGCGUGAAGGAACCCAUCUUUGGAUGAAUUGCA